This is a messenger RNA of Opisthorchis viverrini, 2979 nucleotides long. RefSeq lists its product as hypothetical. The transcript is spliced from 6 exons. Gene Ontology annotation, cellular component: actin filament. Gene Ontology annotation, molecular function: cytoskeletal adaptor activity; actin filament binding; microtubule binding. Gene Ontology annotation, biological process: actin crosslink formation. NCBI's taxonomy places the organism in Eukaryota, Metazoa, Platyhelminthes, Trematoda, Opisthorchiida, Opisthorchiidae. The record is from RefSeq and is a predicted model, not a curated record. Bases 29 to 2656 code for a protein of 875 amino acids.
GAAUUCAGGAUAUCCUGACAAAUUGAGAAUGGUGUUGGAUGAAUCUAUGUGUGUUGUUCGCGAAGAUCUUACCGAUUGGUUACAACGCUAUUUGUUUUCUACCGUUGCCGCUCCUCCCAUCGACUCUGCCUUCCUUCUCCUUCGACUUCGUUCCGGUCUGUGGCUAUCACGACUCGCUUAUAAGCUACAGCUUUCAGUUCUGCAGACCAGUUCAGGCGCAGCACCCCCAAAUAAACCUGCUUCGAAGGACAGGGAUUACAACUUUUUGCGUGGAGCCGUCUCAAAUCAGAAUUUGCGGAAGGUUUGCAAAGCGUCUCUGCCACUGUUUCCCCAUACCCUGGUGGUGUGCGCUGGUUUACCCUUGCGCCAACCGGAUGUCUGUUCUUAUUCCCUAUCGGACACUUAUCCUAGUGAUGUAACAACCAGUUCUUCUUCAGCCUACAGCUCCUCAGACUCGCCGGAACAUUGUCCACAAAGCCGCCCAGAGUCUUCCAAACACGUUACGCGUGUUGCUGAUCAAUGGGCGGCACGUGACAAUGUGUCCUGUUUUAUCCAGUGGUGCAAGGACCUUGGCAUACCACAAACCGUUCUGUUUGAAACAACUGGCCUUGUUCAUCGUACCGAAGAAAAAAACGUGUUACUCACGCUGAUGGAAUUGGCUCGAAUUGCAAGCCGAUUUGGACUGACCGACCUACCCGAACUGGUUCGUCUGGAGCGAGAAAUCGAUGCGUUGGAGGAAGCUUUAAGUGGAAGACUUGAGGGUGAACCGUUAUCGUUAGAUUCGAUUCCGAACCCAUGCACACGCACCGAAUUUAUUAAAGAGGAUCAGUUUGUUGAUGAGGGGAUUGCAGAGGACCAUGAUGAAAAGGCGAACCUAUUCAUUCUCGAGUCCGAUAAUGGAUUAGGCUCGUCGGAUGUGGAUCGGACACCAAAGCCACCAGAACCUCAGCCGCUUACGAGAAUGAGAUCUGUUGAAGUGGAUCCCGCCGUACACAAUGGCUCUUCAAAAUCUACGUUCACAAGUUUUAUUGCAGAAGAAGAAGAGAAAAGAGAAGAAAACCCAUCAAAUCCGGUAGUAUUAGCUAGACCGACCCAGUUCAUGAGCUCCAUGGUCAGUGACAAGCUUUCGGACAAGUGGGCUAUGAAAGAUGGCUCUGCUCAGACUGUGGGUCCAGCCGGUGAUGUUUGGACAGGUGCUCAUGAUAAUGAGCGGCACGACACAAUUUCGUCAGAUAUUAGUAGGACUUCUGGUGUCACUUCGGGCCGAUUGUCUGACGCUUUUGUUGAAAACCAGAUCUCGGGUCAUCGACCUUGUAAGUCUAGGCUCUGUACUCCGCCUCACCAUCAAUCGCAGAUAGAUUUUGUAGUCCCCGGUAAAAGGCGAGCCAGUCAACCACUACCAGAAUCCUAUAAUGGGACACCGAAUAAGGUCGCAAAGGCGGCCACCUUUGCGUGCGCGACUGAUUCGUUGGCUGAGGAAGAUGAAAUACCGUACAACGGCACAGUUUCCUGUUUGACUCCGGUGAAGUUGGCUACACCGCCAACCCCGGUAACCGUGAUGCGUCAGCUCCGGUUGGCCUGUAAUGAGAAGAAAACGAACGAGUCUCCUCAACGUACAAACGAAUCGUCGAGGAAUCCUGUCUGUUUGCUUUCGCCGACACAUUCGUGUCAUAUGAACUCCACAGCAUCCCAUCUUCGAACAACCGCCAAGAAUGUGUUCGGUGAAGCACACUUUCUGUCGGAGCAGGUAGAAAAGAAACUAGCCUUGUGCACCUGCUGUAAUCGGCUGCAUAUACAGCGGUUAGAAGAAGGCAGGUACAAGGUGAACGGCCGUAUCUACUAUUUCCGACGUUUCAGGAACCAUGUGAUGGUUCGCAUUGGUGGGGGUUGGCUAACUUUGGACGUGUUUCUUAGUCGGCAUGAUCCUUGUCGUCGUGGCAAGUGUGUUCCUGCAGCUGUUCCCGACUCUCGAAUUGCUUUGUCUUCUUCCGUAUCAGAUCUUCAAAAGACAGAUUUUGACUCAAAGAAGUCGCUGAUAUCAAUGACCACUUCAGUGAUGGCGCUAAGCCGCGAAUCGUCUGCUCGCAGUACCUCUAGUGACCAAAGUCAGUCAGAAGUCAAUGAAGUUGUGAACACUGAAUCUUCCCAACCUCUGAACUCAAGCCACCCUAACCUGUUUAUUGGCGCACCAUCCACAAACCCAAAAUCUCUGAGUUUAUCAACCAGUCGACUUCCCGUUCCGGUGCGUUCAUCCCACGGGCAGUCUGACAUUUCUGAAGGCACUGGACCCACAGAUAAUUAUUACAAAAUUAUUCCUAGAGCACCAAGUCACUCUUCAAUUUACCGAGGCUCUAUCAACUCGGCUGCACGCCAUUCUCGUGAGUCAUCUCAACGGAGAUUAUCCGAAAGUUCAUCUUCGCGUGUCUUAUCCACAACAACCGUUAACAGUCCCUCUUUGCGCAUCUUAUCACAUGUAGCGCAUAGUUCUCAAGGGAGUGCAACCAAGCCGAACCUACCUCAGGCUCCUACUCGCAUCCCAGUACCCAGGAAAAGUGUUUCCAGAGUGUCUGGUUCUACUCAGAAUUCCGGAUCAUCAAUCCCAUCCCUCACUCAUUCACUACUUCCCACCAAGACAUAUCACGAUGAACACCAAUAGGCAUUAACGGAAUCUUGAAUAAUUACGGUUUACUCAACAGAUCUUUUCUAACAAGAGCGUUUUCAAUCUUGAAGCCAUUCCGCUUAUUGAAUGAGGAUAAAUAAUAAAGAUUUCCACGUUGGACGAAUUCAUCAACCUGGGUUUCAUCCUUGUUUUGACCCUGAUUCUUAUUUGUGUUUUAUUCAAACCUAUCUCGGCCUUGUUUGCCGGUUGUGAUAUGUACUGAAACCUAUUAUACGUGUUAUUUUGUCUUGUUUUCCCUUUGAUUCAGCUUGUGUCUCUUGAUAUCAUGAGUCGUUUGAGUAUAAACGGGUCCGUUUUCG